AUGAUUUUCUUCCGUAAGGUUUUUACCAUCGCUGCUGUAGUUGCGUCUUUCGCGCUUCCAAGCCAUGCUAAACCAAUGCACCAUGCACGGGGCAGUAUGACAAUCACCUCCGAUACCUCCUCUGUGGAUGCGGUAGUCUUCAUAGAUCACUUGAAGAUAUUUCAGAAUGAAGUUGUUGCAUGUUCUGAGAAAAUAAGUAAGGCCGCAUCAACGGGCGAGGAUCCCGAAGACGAAAUGGAAGAUCUCAACGGGAUCUUCAACAAGAUGCAAAUCUCCCUAACAAAACUGACACCUGACCAAGAAAAAGAAUGCGCUGUUAUUGUGGCUGCGGUUCUCAAUACAUCCAUCAAGGCUUGUCAUGACGUUGCAGCAAAUCACAAAUUCAUGAAGUUCUAUGCCAAGUGGACGGAAACUGAUUUUGCUAUGCACUCUUUCAUGCAGAAGCUCGCUGGGGUAUCGUUUUUGGCUUACAAACAAUCUCUAAUAGGGGCUGGCAAAACCUGUGCUGUUUAUCUUCAUGACAUGAGUAUGAGGCACAUGGUCAACAAUUUCCGUGGUAUGGGUCUUAGCUACGAGUAG
Molecule: messenger RNA, 579 nt
Organism: Rhizoctonia solani
Lineage: Eukaryota; Fungi; Basidiomycota; Agaricomycetes; Cantharellales; Ceratobasidiaceae
Exons: 4
Coding region: 1-579 (192 amino acids)
Source: RefSeq, a predicted model, not a curated record